Topomyia yanbarensis is the source of this 3042-nucleotide messenger RNA. RefSeq names its product elongation of very long chain fatty acids protein 7-like. Gene Ontology annotation, biological process: fatty acid elongation, polyunsaturated fatty acid; sphingolipid biosynthetic process; very long-chain fatty acid biosynthetic process. The record is from RefSeq and is a predicted model, not a curated record. Bases 473 to 1291 code for a protein of 272 amino acids. Gene Ontology annotation, cellular component: endoplasmic reticulum membrane. The transcript has 5 exons. Lineage: Eukaryota; Metazoa; Arthropoda; Insecta; Diptera; Culicidae. Gene Ontology annotation, molecular function: fatty acid elongase activity.
CACGCGUGCUUCUGAACCGCAGACUUUAGUACUUAUCAAAGGAGAGUGGCGUACGGAUGCGCGUCGCGAUAUCUCCGCAAGCUUAUACAACAGCUCUGACACAUCGCGUCGCGGUUUCGUCGUGCUUCCAUAGUUCCAUUUGUCUCGCCUCAAUCGAUGUGCACCUUUAUUUGAGCAGGCGUCGUAACGGGUGGAAGAAGUCGCGUGCGACUCGUGCCAUAAUUUCUCAGCGAUUCUAGCCGUCUUUAUUGUUUCUUGCCGAACGUCAAUCCUGUUUUUAAGAAUUAUGAACGUCAACAAUAAGUAAAAUAAAGUGUUCUUGAGAGUUUGAAAGUGUAUCAUUACGAAGUACAGGAGUUGUGGGUAAUAAUUUGCUAGGAUUUCCUUAGUUCGCGUAUAUAGAUAUUCCUUAGUUCGCGUGAAAUUUUUAUAGUGGUUCAAGUGGUAUUAAGCUAGAUCUGGAUACAUUACAAUGGAUAUCCUGCAACAAAUGAACCUAACGGAUUUCACGUUGUAUGAUCUGAUCAACGUGAAAGGAGUUGAGGACACUAUUGACAAAUAUCCGCUGAUGGCGUCACCGGUGCCGGGAUCCAUACUAAUAGCUAUCUAUCUUUACUUCAUUUACAAAUGGGGUCCAAACUUUAUGGAAAAUCGUAAACCAUUCGACUUGAAGUUGGUUAUAGCAGCUUAUAAUAUCUUUCAAGUCAUCGCUUGCUCUUAUUUGGUGUUGAACUAUAUUAAAGUGGGAUUCGAAUUUAGUUUCAUCGGAAGAUGCACUCCAAAAUUGCCGGUCCAAGAGUACGAACAUGGUUACGAUGCGGUCUACUAUGGCUGGCUUGCAAUGUGCCUGCGGAUGGUGGAAUUCAUCGAAACAGUCUUCUUUGUUCUCCGGAAGAAGCAGAAUCAGGUGUCAGCGCUACAUGUCUAUCAUCACAUUAGCACCUUCCUGAUAGUGUGGUGGAGUCUCAAACUUAGCUUGUCUUACCAGGAAAUGUCAAUAAUGGUGCUAAACUCGAUAGUGCAUAUCAUUAUGUAUUCGUACUAUCUGCUGUCAGCGUACAAAGUGUUCCGGCCAAUGACAAAUCGCGUGAAGCCUGUCAUUACCAUCAUACAGUUAGCUCAGCUAGUAACGAUGCUAGUCCACGUGUAUGCUGCACUGCAACCGACCUGUACCGCCAAUAAGUUCAUCUACAUGCUCCACGCCAUCAAUCUCGUCAUCCUGAUUAGUCUGUUCACCAACUUCUACAUGCAGACCUACAUCAAGAAGAGUCGCAAAGCCAAACAAAGCUAACGAGCAAAAUCCCUAACUCUAAUGCGUUGUACCACUUUGUCUAUAUAGCAGUUACAUUAGUCAUGUUUGUCCAUUGGUCAUUCUUUCCAUCAACGUGAGUGACCAAUCGAAGAAAAAAGUGAAAUUUACAAGUCAAUAUUUAAACACCAACUAGCGCUUCACUGAUGCAAUGGCCUUGCGAAGCAGCAUCGCACGAGUAGAAGCGGACUCACAGAUGUUUCGUUUUCCAAGCUCGUUGAAACACUUGUCCCAUUCAAAGCAUUUUCCCGUGUUUAGGGAUAACCCCUGGUACAAAAGGAAACACAGGGAAGCAAUGGCGAAGACUAAGAAUUAAUUUAAAUGCUACUCAAAUUUCUGCCACACAGUGAAUUCUUCAGCAAAAUCUUACUUUUAGCUAGGUAUAAGGAAUACAAAAAAUUAUUUAAAUCAAAGCAUCUAUUGAAUAUCACAUUUCCUUGUAUGACGUUUAAAGAUUACGCGCGAAACUGACAAAGAUAACAGUAUGUUGCUAAGUAAGUCUAAUUAUCAAAUCGCGAUCAAAUGCAUACUAACUAGUCCAAUAAUUGGAAUCGUAAUAAAAUUAAAGCAUUUUCUGCUCCCGGUCGGAAACCGUCGAGGAUUUUAAAUUUUACGCACUCAUUCAAGUGUUCAGUCAUGGACUCAAAAUAUUCACACUUCUGAACCACGGAAAUAAAAUCGUGAGAGACCCGAAUGAUGUAAUCUAUUCAUUAUGAUAUUUAAACUACUAUACAUAGGAAAUUUAUUUAUAUCCAAAUUCUGUUACUCAAUUUUUCUCAUGUAUUUGGCAUCGACUAGCCUUAGAAGUUAUGAUAAUUCGUCGCGGUAUGGGUGCUUUUCAUCCACAAUCACCUCAUCACCAUACGUCAUAUGUCUAAUGUUAAAAGGCCCAUCAAUUGUCUUGAACGUAACAGAAUGUAUUGCAUGGCUUUGAUAUUUGCUUGUGGAAUCGUUUGUGAAAUAAGGCCAACAAUAAUUCAUUUCAUUUCGUUUCUUUCGGGUUUCGUUGAGGACGUGCGGUCUAGAACCACCGUGGAAGAAAUCAACGCUCUUUCGAAUCUGUGAAUAAAUUUUGGAAAUUUUGUUUUGAUUAAGGCAUACCUUGUAUUUGAAUGUGAGCGAAUGUUCUGUUGCACGUAGAGAACAUCAAAAAAUCCCCAAACAGCUGUUAAUAAAGGAGCUCUAUUAAAUAUUCUAUCCGGAGAACGACAUCCUUUCCCCGACUUAACAAACUAAUUAAAUUUUUGAGGAAUCGCUAUAUGAAGUUAACUAAAUGAUAAAAUUCCUAGAAGCAAUAUAUGAAAACCAUCAGCAGAAAAAUUACCAUAGUUUACAAAAUCCUAAAAAUUGCCGCGCGCCAAUACAGAGAGGGCAUAUACAAUAUGAAAAUGUAGCGGUCAUACAAACCGGCUCUUAAGAUAUGCAUUUACUAUAGAUAGAGGUUCGUUCCUCGUAGCACGUAGCUUAAAUUGCACUAGUAGCAGCACAUAAUGCAUUCUUCAUUUCCGCAUUAGCAUUGGGGCACACGUGUAUUAAGCAAGUACCUAGAACAUUCAGUAUCAAAAAACUGAGGUACCGUAGAACGGGGAAACAUUGACCACCUUUUAGAAAGUUUUUGGAAUAACUUUCUUAAAAUCAAGUGUUGUGAUUUACAUUUUUUAAAAAAAAAGUACUUGCAUCAAUAAAUUACAUGUUGAAACUCUUGUGUGGUUUAUUUCAUUUUAUUAUAUACA